Odontomachus brunneus is the source of this 1461-nucleotide messenger RNA. RefSeq lists its product as uncharacterized. The transcript is spliced from 4 exons. Bases 327 to 1256 code for a protein of 309 amino acids. NCBI's taxonomy places the organism in Eukaryota, Metazoa, Arthropoda, Insecta, Hymenoptera, Formicidae. The record is from RefSeq and is a predicted model, not a curated record.
UCUCUCUCUUACUGAUCGCUUCUUUGCCGUGAAAGUACGACGCACGUUUGGUCGGCACAGUGUAACCUCCAUCGCCAUACAUAUAUUUGCAACGGCUGCACCUUCUUACACUUUCUGCGGCCGAAAUAUCAGAGGUGCAAAAGGUGCAAUGGAAUAAAGCGCGAAAUAAGACACAUCGUGAUUUUGGAUGAAAACAAACUCUUAAUUUAAUAGGGUAAGAGAAACAGAGUCGAUCGUGCCGCGUCGACUAUUCGGCCGAAUAUUGCAACGUAUUUCGGGCCACGUCAAUACAGCAAUAUAUAUCUAGAAUCUUCUAUUUAGCUAAUAUGAAGGGCUACGUUAAACGCGAUGAGGAGGGCAAAAUAAUCAUAGACAAUAAUGGCUUUAUCACAAUAACAUGUGAAGAUGAGAGCAUAGCGUUCCAACUACAUCUUUCAGAAAUAGAUGACAAAGCUGAGCAAAUGUGCUUCAAUGUCAAUGGUAAAGAUAUAUUCAUAGAUGUAUACCCAGGAUGGGAAACAAGUGAGGCUGAUCCAAUUGUUGAAGCUGAAAAUGACAAUGACAAUUACAAAGUCAGUACACCAUCGACAAGUAAAAGUGGGAAUGCAGUUUUUCCUUGGUGCGAUGCCUCUACAAAAAUUUUCCUAAAGGAAUACAAACUCAAAAAAGAACUUGUAAAAAACCGCAAAUUGAAAAACAUGAAACUUGCAUAUCAGGAAAUUUCCAAAAAUUUACAAGAUAAUGGUUUUAAUGUAACUCCUUUGCAAGUAGAGAACAGAUUUAAAACACUUAAACGGGCUUACAAAAAUAUGAUAAUAAGUAACAGACGAACUGGAAGAGGAAAAUAUAUUUGCACUUAUGAGCAAGAUCUAGAUGAAAUAUUUGCAGCCAGGCUUAUGCCCGAUAUGCAUGGAUCGGAUGUGGAAGCUAAUGGAGAAGAAAAUGCAGAAAAUACAGAUAAAUUUGGCAUCGCUGAAAAUGUCAGAUUGGAAGCUCAGUUCAAAAGAAUGAUCGAAAGUCUACAGAGUUGUCAGCGUGCAUUAAAAACCUUAACUGCUAAGAUGGAAAAUAGAAACAAAAAUUCCAAUGAUACACAACACAAACUUUUGCAAGUCUUCAUGGAAAUGCGAGAUAUGCAUAAGGAAGCAUAUGCACGAGCAAAAGAAGAUAGAUUGCACGCUUCUCAACAGAGAGAAAAAACAAAUAAAUUACUGGGGGAAAUAAUAAGACUCCAACAAAUUAAAAAAGAAUCAUAAUAUAAUCAAUGUCAGCUAAAAUGUGUGGAAAAUAUUUUGUUUUCACCUUCUCACAGUUAUAAAGUUACAAAACUUAUUUAUUUUGUUACAUACAUGCAUAUUGAUAUUAUAAGCUGAUAUCUCUAUUCUGUAUUUGACACUAUAUACAAAAUUUUAACAAUGAUUUAUUCUGAAAAUUUCUAAAUAAAAAAGAUACUUAUCAACA